This is a messenger RNA of Spinacia oleracea (spinach), 1337 nucleotides long. RefSeq lists its product as uncharacterized. Lineage: Eukaryota; Viridiplantae; Streptophyta; Magnoliopsida; Caryophyllales; Amaranthaceae. The coding region runs from base 344 to 1048 and encodes 234 amino acids. The transcript is spliced from 2 exons. The record is from RefSeq and is a predicted model, not a curated record.
UUGCAGGCGCGUUUAUGAAAUUUGAAUUUAAAUCAAGCCAACAAAACCAACCAUUUUCAUUUUUCACAAACACUACUGUAAAAGUGUAAAUUACAAAAACACACUCUCGUUUUUUCCGGCUUCUGGCAUACCCACUGCCACCUCCUUCUCUCUCCUCUCUUCUCAAAAGGAUUGUUCAGAAGCAGCAAAUUUUAAUUGUUAAUGAGCUACUCCCUGCUGUCAACUUCACCCUAAUACUAUUGUUAUUUUAGAAGGGGAUAUCGUUGAGUUUUGCUUAUGGUAGAGUUCCAUUUUGUUGGAAACUAUUGAGCUAUUGUGUUUUGGAAGUGACAUCAAUUUGUAAAUGGGAAGAAAAAGGACAACUAAGCAGAAGUUACCAUCCAAUGAUAAUGCAACCGCGGUUGAUAAAAAACAACCCAGACAGGAGAGAAAUGGAGGUUCUUCCACAAACCAAGAAUUCGAGCGCCAGAUUGCUGCAAUGAAGGCUGUUUCUGAAAUGGAAGUUGAACACCUCAUUACCGAGGUGCUCUUGCUUAAGUCAUACUUGAAUGAGGAACAAUUACAAACACCUAUCUUGCAAUUUUUGAAGGAGAGUCUUCCCAAUGUUUCAGUAGUUACAGAAGAUGGGCAUUUUGAUCUAAGAUGGAAAGAUGAUGAUGGAAAUCUGGCCACAUAUAACACUGUUAGUAGAGAUAUUCAUGACCCCCUUCUCCAGCAAAUGUGUAUGGCUUAUCCUGGCUGUUCUGAUGUGAGGCAACCCUUUAGUGGAUUCCAGUUUCCGGCCACGGAUAUGAAAAACAUUGUGGGUGUUGAUGAUAUGCAGACGGGGACCUACUUGUCUCAGGAGUCACUUAAUACUAUGAUGCUUGGGAUGCCGGAAGGUUUUCAAACUCCUGGGGCUCAAAGCCAGAGAUUGUCCGUGGGGAUGACACCCAAAACCCGCAGAUUGCCUAAACAUGGGGAAAUGCUUCUGUCUGUACAUGGUUCCCCUCUUGGUGUCUACAAAGAAGAUAACAUGGAAGCAAUAUGCGAGGCAGAAGAAGACUGACUUAUAUAUGUUCUUUGUUCUUCAUCCAGAAGAUUCAAAACGCUUUCUGUUACUUACUAGAAGUUGUGCUUUGCAGCAUUGACAUAAAACAACACUAUUUUGCUAACUAUGGCUCUGCAGUGAGGAGUUCAGUUCAGUUACUGUAUGUCGAUGACAUGAUCCAUCUGACGCUUAGUUGUAUGAAAAUAUAUCCUAAAUAAAUGGGUCUAUCUCUGUAACCCACCUUAAGUGUUGUAAUAGUGUAUGGAUAUCCUAUUCAAGUUAGUGAAUCAAAGUUUUUCCUCUGCAA